This is a messenger RNA of Moesziomyces antarcticus, 1221 nucleotides long. Its product is annotated as postreplication repair E3 ubiquitin-protein ligase rad18. The coding region runs from base 1 to 1221 and encodes 406 amino acids. The record is from RefSeq and is a predicted model, not a curated record. Gene Ontology annotation, biological process: DNA damage tolerance; protein monoubiquitination. Gene Ontology annotation, molecular function: ubiquitin protein ligase activity; metal ion binding; single-stranded DNA binding. Gene Ontology annotation, cellular component: nucleus; Rad6-Rad18 complex. Lineage: Eukaryota; Fungi; Basidiomycota; Ustilaginomycetes; Ustilaginales; Ustilaginaceae. The transcript has a single exon.
AUGGCGCCAACAACGGUGGCAGCGCUCAUGGACGACGUCACCGACCCUUCCGACUGGCGUCACGACUUUACGGCGCUGCGCAACCUCGACGCAUCCUUGCGCUGCGAUCUGUGCUUCGACAUCUACACCUCGCCCGUCUCGAUCAAGAGCUGCAACCACACCUUUUGCUCCGCCUGCAUCCGCACACACAUCAACCAGUCCGGCAACACCGGCAGCUUCUGCCCCAAAUGCAGGCAGACCAAAGCCUACGAUUCCGAACUCAUCCCCCAACCCGUGCUCGAAGUCACCGCCCUCGAAUGGAAAAAGGCAAGAGCGUUCCUGGCGCGCCUGCAGGACAAGCCGCCGCCGCAGCAGCAGCAGCAACAAAUAGCAUCGUCAUCCAAACGCAGCCCAGAACCGCAGCCUUCGACCAGCACCAACACCAGCCCGCGAAGGUCCAAACGCACUAGGACAGACGCACCCGCAGAAGCUUCCACAGGAUCACGAUCGUCUCCACUCACCAUCCUCGACGACGACGAUCCCAUCCAAGACACCACACGGCGCGCAUCGCACGAUGACGAUUCAGACUACAUCGACGACUCGUCGCACGACCGCCAACUCAAAGCAGACGAUCUAGUCCAGUGUCCCAUCUGCUCGCACAAGUUCACCGUCUCGGCGCUCGACCGCCAUCUCGACACAAUCACCUGCAAAGCCGGCGAUCCCCAACCCUCUCUCGAGGAACGCGGUCUAGCCAGCAAACCCGCAAAGCCAUCAUCCUGGUUUACACCCGCAUCCACCUCGGCCGAUCUCGGCGCCAACGAAAAGAGACUCGUUCGGCCACAGUACAACCUACGCUCCGAACGCGAACUACGCAAGCUCCUCGACGACGCCGGCUUGCCAACAUCGGGAGACCGAGAAAGGAUGGUGGAGCGACACCGCCAAUGGAUCAACCUCUGGAACGCCAACCUCGACUCGAACAAGGCAAGACGGUCCACACAACAGCUCAGACGGGAGUUGGCCGCUUGGGAACGCACAAAGUACUCGGCCAAGGAUCACGCCGCACAGGUGGACAAACAAAAGGAGACGUGGAUCAAGUCGAAUCGAUCGCAGUUCGACGAGCUCAUCCAAAAGGCAAAGGCAGGCGCAGUCAAAGACAAGCACAUCCAUCAAGCGCCAGCCAUCAGCCUCGCUCAAGAUGCGCCACCAGAGCACCACCACGACGCAUCCGCCCCAACAUCAUGA